Messenger RNA from Triticum turgidum subsp. durum (durum wheat), 696 nucleotides. The record is from the annotation of a GenBank genome assembly. Lineage: Eukaryota; Viridiplantae; Streptophyta; Magnoliopsida; Poales; Poaceae.
AUGGACUCCCUCUCCCUGUACGAGAUCUCCUGCUUCGCCGCUGGGUUUGCCGGCAACCUCUUCGCCUUCGCUCUCUUCCUCUCCCCAGUGCCGACCUUCAAGAGGAUCCUCAAGGCCAAGUCCACGGAGCAGUUCGACGGGCUCCCCUACUUGCUCUCCCUGCUCAACUGCUUCAUCUGCCUCUGGUAUGGGCUCCCCUGGGUCUCCGACGGCCGGCUGCUCGUCGCCACCGUCAACGGCACCGGCGCCGCGUUCCAGCUCGCCUACAUUUCUCUCUUCUUCAUCUACGCCGACAGCAGAAAGACCAGGCUGAGGAUGGUAGGGCUCCUGGUUCUCCUGGUCUGCGCGUUCGCCCUCGUCGCGCACGCGAGCAUCGCCUUCUUCGACCAGCCGACUCGGCAGCAGUUCGUCGGCGCCGUGAGCAUGGCGUCGCUCAUCUCCAUGUUUGCUUCCCCACUAGCCGUCAUGGGCGUGGUGAUCAGGACGGAGUGCGUGGAGUUCAUGCCCUUCUACCUCUCGCUCUCUACGCUGCUCAUGAGCGCCUCUUUCGCGGUAUACGGACUGCUGCUGCGUGAUCUCUUCAUCUACCUGCCCAACGGGCUUGGAGUUGUCCUGGGAGCAACGCAGUUGGCACUCUACGCUUACUACAGCAGGAAAUGGAGAUGCAAGGAUUCAUCUGCGCCGUUGCUUGCCUGA